AAUAUCAGCCGAAUCAUAUAUUUCCACAUCGGAUAAUACCUAUAUCCCACCUAUAUAUGUCACAUAAAAAUAAAAAACAACAAUUUUCACGCGAUCUCAAAAUCUCGAAUUCGUAUAUUAAGGCCGACAACAGACGAAAGUAGAGUCCUCAGGAGGCCAAUCACCCGAAAUAUAUACUUUUGUUUUGACGGAUGAUGUUUUCCUGAUAUCGCAAGGAUGUCGACACCCGCGAGGAAGCGACUAAUGAGGGAUUUCAAGCGGUUGCAGCAGGAUUCUCCGGCUGGCAUCAGUGGUGCACCUUGUGAUAAUAACAUUAUGCUAUGGAAUGCUGUUAUAUUUGGCCCAGACGACACUCCUUGGGAUGGAGGGACAUUUAAGCUGACUCUUCAAUUUUUGGAAGAUUACCCAAAUAAGCCACCAACGGUGCGGUUUAUAUCUAGAAUGUUUCAUCCAAACAUUUAUGCUGAUGGAAGUAUUUGCUUGGAUAUUCUGCAAAAUCAAUGGAGUCCGAUAUAUGACGUAGCUGCGAUACUUACUUCUAUCCAGUCUCUGCUCUGUGAUCCAAAUCCCAACUCACCAGCCAACUCUGAAGCUGCACGGUUGUUUAGCGAGAACAAACGUGAAUACAAUAGGAAGGUGCGUGAAAUUGUUGAGCAGAGUUGGACGGCGGAUUAAUUGUUCACUUAGAAGUUGUGUAACAGGAGAUUGCAAUUGUUAGAGCUAGGGUUGAUGUUGCAGGAUCCUUUCUCCUUUGUAGUAUUGUCUUUCAGUCAAAUGCUUUUUUUUUUUUUUUUUUGUACCAUUGCUACAUUAGUGACUGAUGUUGUUGGGAAAACAUUUUUAAGAAGAUUAUGUCAUGUGUUUGUCCCCAUGGACUCCCAAAGCGUCUUCAUCAAAAUGCGUUGUGUUCUCCUGCGUGGCAAUGUAUGUACAUAAUGAUAUGUUGUAUCCGAUUUCGUGAAAGUCUAUGGAACUUGCAACUUUAUUCUUUUGCCAUUACUCUAUCUUAAUAAAUUUCAGGUGUUCAAUUCU
Olea europaea var. sylvestris is the source of this 1032-nucleotide messenger RNA. Its product is annotated as ubiquitin-conjugating enzyme E2 2-like. The transcript is spliced from 6 exons. The coding region runs from base 217 to 675 and encodes 152 amino acids. The record is from RefSeq and is a predicted model, not a curated record. Lineage: Eukaryota; Viridiplantae; Streptophyta; Magnoliopsida; Lamiales; Oleaceae.